Centropristis striata (black sea bass) is the source of this 3959-nucleotide messenger RNA. It is a transcript of the gene cdca2, whose product is annotated as cell division cycle associated 2. The record is from RefSeq and is a predicted model, not a curated record. The coding region runs from base 155 to 3103 and encodes 982 amino acids. The transcript is spliced from 15 exons. Lineage: Eukaryota; Metazoa; Chordata; Actinopteri; Perciformes; Serranidae. Gene Ontology annotation, biological process: regulation of chromosome segregation; regulation of mitotic nuclear division. Gene Ontology annotation, cellular component: nucleus; chromosome.
UAUAUGUGCCCUAUGAACACGGAAGUUAGAUCCUCCGGACGAUACAGUUUCCCAGUCACUGUCGCCAGUUUUUUUUAUCAACGCGAUUCGUUUUUAUUCGUAUUUUAAAUUUUUAAACAAGGCUACAUGAUACACAGCGAAUGUUUGAAGUUGUAUGAGUGUUUGUUUACAAGCGUUGAAUACUUUUUCGCGGAGGGAUCUAGACGCAGCCGCUGUCUCUGGCGUGGAGCGUGAUUUGAAUCGCUCUCACCCCGUUUGGUCGUUUUUAUCCGAUUAUACUUUAAAUAUAGGGGCAUGUAUUUUAAUCUUAGAGCCGUUUUAUGACACAAUAACCUAUACAUGUGUUUUAGGUAUAUUUAGACAGGACACAUCCCUAUUAUUUGUCAAGAUGGAGACUGUGGAGAUGAACACUGCUUGCACUGAGGGACAUCAGAAAGAGAAAAUGUUGCCCCCCUCAGAAGAGGACUUUCCUCCUGUUUCAAAGGAAACCUCAGACACCCUGAAUUUCUCCGACCUGACCCCUUCUCAGUUUGGCAUCUCUGUCCAGAGUUUUACUCCAGCAUUAUCAAACCGCAAAGAUAAGUCUCGUCUAGCACAAAUAAAGGCGAGGCGGAGGUCCAGCAUUGGUGUCCGGGGCUCUCCCGAGACAAACUCUCUCAUCCGCUUCAUGGCACAACAGAAGAUGACACCAUCGACCUUCCAAACUCCAGAGCUUGUCAAAAGUAGCCCCUUCCUUCCCCGGGUCGCCUCCACGCUGAGGCAGAAGAUGGCCUCCUUCCAGAGCCUGAUGGAUGUGGAAGAGAGUGAGGGCUGUGAUCCGAUGCCAAGGCGGGACAGCAACACUGGAGGAUGCAUCAAGACAAGAGAUUAUCUGUCUGAUGAAUACAGCUUAUAUGGAGGGAAGGAGAACCACCCACCAACAACAACAACGCCUGUACCCAGCAAGAGGAGGCGCCUGGGCCCCCUGGAAGGCUGCGAGGUGGAGAUUAGAGAGCCCAGCGCUCCUACCCUCCACUCCUGUUUGAAGGAGCUGGAGGAGGAAGAAGAACCAGUGACGCAGGUUGUGAAACAACCACUGCCAUCAUGUGCGACUGUGGAAGAGGUCCAAGCUGUGCUUAUAUCUCCAACACUUUCUGAUGACUUUGAGCUCCAAUGCCGUUCCCCUGCUAAGAACCAACAGGAUGGUGUCUUUGAACUCCAAAGCCUCUGCCGACCACCACCUGAUGUUCCUGCAGCCGCCUCACCAGCCCAGCCUGCCUCCUCCUUUCACAUCCCCUCUCUGCCUUCUCUGCUGGAGAUGAAGCCCACGGGAGAAGAUGUCUCCAGCGGGACGUCCACAGUAAAGAAGAAAAAGAGGGUGCGCUUUGGUGGUCCGCUCUCCCCUGAGUUCUUUGAUAAGAACCUGCCCCCCAGCACACCGCUACAGAAGGGGGCCACGCCAGCCCGGGCACCCACCCCUGGUGGGGGCUUACAGCCGCGCUCAGUGCUGAAGACACCACAGAGGAGUGAAUCCCAAACACCAAUAUCUAAGCCAGAUCUCAGCAGCCCCACUGAGUUCGGUGCCUCACCUACACUCGCAAUGCCUCGCAAUCCCAGGGUGCAGUCUGUGGGAGAGGACGGAGAAGAGAAUGAUGGAAAGAUUGUUUUCCCUUCAAUGGACGAGAUUGACUCUGCGCUGACAAGAGAUAAAGAAUGUAUGUGGGACACCAAGCCGUUGAAUUUAAACUCUGCAUUCCAUGAAGAGUUUCUGUCUCAGAUACUGACAGCUUCCUCAGAGUUUUCCUCAGAGUCUGAGACUAACACCAGCACAGCCUCCCAGAUGGAUGAGCGGACAUCCAUGGUAGACAUGGAGAAAGAACAUGAAGCAGGUGUGGAACCUCCAGCUCCAGCCCCGACAAGAAACAGGAGGAAAAAGCAGCCAGGACCAGAGCAUGAAUCUACCAGCGAGGCUCCAGCUCGCUCCGGCAGUCGAAAGAGAAAGCAGCCAGAGGAGAGCGAACCUGUAAAGAGGUCGGCACGCUCGGCUGCCAAGUCGGCCUCUGGGAAGAUGAAGAUGAGCUCCACAGCAGCACGGCGGUGGAAUAGGGACGUGGACCGCUCCCUGUAUGGCUCUCGGGCAUAUGCCUCUAAGAACCCCACCCUGAGUCCCAUCACUGAGAGGUUGUCCCUCAUCGGCCAGUCUCCAGCAGCCCCACAGACUCCCUCUACGAGCUGCACAGCAGCCCCAAAUCAUGAAACCCACAUGAAUCCUAAGAUGGCUAACAACCCUGAAGCGAUAGGAGACCUCACUUUGACAAAUUCGUUGGAGAAUCCUUCAGAAGAUUCUGUCACAUCUCCAAGUAGAGAAAGCACACCUGAUAAGGGCAGGAAGCUGUCGGGGCAGAGGGGCAGAGGGAGAAGUCGGAAGCAAAGGAAGGUCAGUGUUGCUGAUGAUAUCCUGCUCAGACAGACUCUGGAUCAGACUGGAGGAAAGGCGGAGCAGCACUGUGAAGACCACACCACUACAAGCCUCGAGGCAUCAGGGGAAACCCCACUGAACAUCACUGUAUCUGAACAAGUCGACACUGAACAUGAUGUUCAGACUGCUGCAGAAACACACUGCACAGGAAAAUUAGAAUGUCCCACCUCAGGCUGCCCACCUUCAGCUGAAGAAUCGUACAACAUUUUGCCAGCAGAGCCAGCUCAGAGAAAAGCCAAGCGGGGAAGGAGGAGCUCUGUACACAGCUCAGUGCUACAGGAGCACCAAACGAGCCAUGAAGUGGAGGAGAAGGGGCAGAGAGAACAGGCAGCCGGCCAGCAGGAAAACGACAUCAGGUCAGGCUCUGAUGGCCAGGAAGCCAGCAGAGGAGCCGUGUCCGACCUCGCCCCCUGGCAGGCAGACUUUAAUUUUGAGGAUGUGUUCAAACCUGUCUCCACUAGAGGGCAGCGUUCAGUACGCCGCAGCCUGAGGAACCAGAGCAAUGCAGACAGUGCAGGUCUCGCCUGGCUGCCUCUGACCUCCCCUGAAGCUGGUAAAGAGGCCCGCAGGAGGACCAGGGGUCGACGGCUCAGUGCUGCUCCACCUGUCCAACUCCCUGAGGAGACACAAGACAACGCUUCAUGAAACUCCAUUACCAUGAACUCAGAUUUAAGGAAGAUAACUAACACAUCCAUUACAUCUUCAUAUAUACCCUAUCUUCUUAAGAUUAAAUGAUAUGAUUUUCCAGAAAACAGGCUGAUUGUUUUCUAUGAGGUAAAACACUGAUGCCUUUUGUUCCCUGUGAAUUAUUAGAGCUGACCAGUAAUUUGUAGCCGGUUUCCCUCCCACUAACCAAGCCAGUCGAUUGCACUGUGAGCCCAAUCAUCUCUGCUGACCACCUUCCAAUCAAUAUCCAACCACUCAGCCGGUAAUCACAGUGCAUCUUCAGACUCACUCUCCAAAGUCAUUGGAUCGAGCAUCUCUAAGUCAAUAUCUGCUCUUUGUGGAUAGAUGAAGAUGCCUGUCCUAUAUUCACCAUCUGUCAUGCAAGGCUGUGCAUGAGAAGGAACUUAUAAUGAUGGAAUAGUAAUGGGCGGGAGGAAAUGUGCGUUAUACACAUAAAUCUGAUCAAUAGGCAGUUAAUGUAACAGUUGUGUUUAUUUGUGGUUGCCUGGGUGUUUUUGGGGUUUUUUUUGCCCCAAUGAUCCAGACUGUUGACAUAAAGGUACAUGUCCAGAGGAGAGAAGUCCUGUCGUAUUUUUAAGCUUUUUAAUGUGCUGCAAAUAAUUGAUAGUAAUAGCCAGUCAGAUCGAUAUUGUCUUACACCAAGUUUGUUUUGAUUAAUUAAUUUCCUGGAUGUCAAAAUGUAACUGAUUCUGAUUAAAUGCUUUGGUUGUAAGUAAAGACACCUCAUUAGAUCAAAUUGUGUUCAUUUAAAUAGAUAAUUUCGACUCAUUUGAAAGGAAUUCAUCCAGAUAAUAAACCAGCCACUAUGUGAUGA